Molecule: messenger RNA, 615 nt
Organism: Cyclocybe aegerita
Lineage: Eukaryota; Fungi; Basidiomycota; Agaricomycetes; Agaricales; Hemipholiotaceae
Source: the annotation of a GenBank genome assembly
UGUCUUCUCCACGCAUCGCUAUUCUCAUAUACUCAAUGUACGGCCACAUUGCGAAGUGGGCAGAGGCCGAGAAAGCAGGCAUCGUCUCGAAGGGAGGCAACGCUGACAUCUAUCAGGUCACCGAGACCUUGCCUCAGGAGAUCCUUACCAUGAUGAAGGCCCCGGCGAAGCCGGACUACCCCAUCGCUACCCCGGAAACGUUGGCCAACUACGACGCAUUCUUGUUCGGCAUCCCGACGCGUUACGGAAACAUGCCCGCCCAGCUCAAGGCUUUCUGGGACUCGACUGGCCAACUGUGGAUGCAAGGCACCCUCGCAGGGAAGCACGCUGGGCUCUUCGUCUCUACCGGUGGUAUCGGAGGAGGGCAGGAGGCUACGGCCAUCUCAUUCCUCUCGACGCUCGUCCACCAUGGCCUCAUUUACGUCCCACUUGGAUAUGCAUCUGGAUUGGCCAGACUCGGUACUUUGGAAGAAGUUCAUGGAGGUUCUCCUUGGGGUGCCGGUACGCUCGCGGGGCCAAGCGGCACUCGUCAACCCUCCAAGCGUGAGAUCGAGAUAGCAGAGACGCAAGGCGCGGCGUUUUACGACCUCGUCUCGCGCGUGAAGAAGGCUUGAG